This is a messenger RNA of Poecilia latipinna (sailfin molly), 2560 nucleotides long. It is a transcript of the gene ing3, whose product is annotated as inhibitor of growth family, member 3. The transcript has 11 exons. Gene Ontology annotation, cellular component: NuA4 histone acetyltransferase complex. The coding region runs from base 969 to 2384 and encodes 471 amino acids. The record is from RefSeq and is a predicted model, not a curated record. NCBI's taxonomy places the organism in Eukaryota, Metazoa, Chordata, Actinopteri, Cyprinodontiformes, Poeciliidae.
GAGAACUAAAACGUACAGGAUGCCGGCCCUCCAGGACCCACUUUGGAGACCCCUGCUCUAAAUAAACAUUUUUAUUUAUUCCUUGAAAACUCGGUUAGAAUAAAAUGAUAAAGACGGUGUCUUUAAAAGCUGCCAACCUUUUCAGUGAUUUAUUACAUACAUUUCUGAAUUUCUCUAGUCUGUUUUUCCUGGGAUUUAUGUGAUAGAACAACACAACAUGGUGCAGAACUGAGAAAAAUCAUGCUUUUCAACAUUUCUACAGAGAAAAUCUGUAAAGUGUGGUGUGUGUUUGUAUCCAUCACAGCAUGAUGCUGCCACCACUUUGUUUGACCAUGGCGAAGGUGUGUUCAGGGUGAUGCGCGGUGUUGGUUUUUCUCCUCUCAGUGUUUGCAUGUAGGUUAAAAAGUAGCAGAGCCUUCUUCUGCUAGCGGUUUCUCCUCCAUGGCUUCUGUCUUCUGGAUUUCUUAAAUUGAUUAUUUUGUUCUUAGCAAAUUGAUUAACGGGUUCUACUGGAUUUUCUUUCUAAAUGAAGUCACUCUGUGUUGCUCUGUUACAUAAAAUCACAUUAAAAAACCAGAAGAAUUAAAGAGGAAAUUAGAAAUAACACUGAGGCAAUACAGGGUGGCCCACGAAAAAGUAGCCCGCCUUCCUGCCAGAGAGGCAAGAAGGCGAUUCAGAGCAUUGGUGCCCCUGAGUUGCGUUGCGUAUAUGACGGUAUAUUAAGGCGCGCCCAAAACUGCAUUGACGCACCAGGGGAUCAUUUCCAGCACUUUCUGUGAAGAGUGAGUAAAGAUUUUGCCAUUUCAAGUUCUUUCUUUUUUUUACGGAAGGCCGGCAGUAAUACUAUAGUAACGCGGGCCACCCUGGAUUUAUUCUGUUUUGGCCAGUUUUUAUAAAUAUUGCCAUAAAUCUUGUAACUAAUAAUCUAGUUUUAAAGCAAACUGAAACUACAGGUACUGUCUCUUUAAAUGACACGUUUCUCACACAAGUUUUUUUUAAUGAGAAAAGCAGCUGGAAGAAACUCGGACAGGACCUCAGCUCCACGCUGUCAGAACCGGAGCAGAUGUUCUGCUGCCACCAGAGCAGAACCCAUAGAACCCGAGUGGAGUUGGUUCAGAUCAACACGCUGCAGGUUCCGAGCUAUUCUUCUGUUGGGAUGGAUACUGUUCUCCCAAUGGAUCACCUGGUUCUGCCCGGUCCUCCUCAGAGCUUCUCUUCCCGUUUCAGAUGCCACAGACCAGCUGGAGCAGAAGGUCACAGAGUUCUUCGUCAACGCCAAGAAGAACAAGCCGGAGUGGAGAGAGGAGCAGAUGGAGAUCAUCAAGAAGGACUACUACAAAGCUCUGGAGGACGCUGAUGAGAAGGUGCAGCUGGCCAAUCAGAUUUAUGAUCUGGUGGACCGGCACCUGAGGAAACUGGACCAGGAACUGGCCAAGUUCAAGAUGGAGCUGGAGGCUGACAACGCUGGGAUCACCGAGAUCCUGGAGAGACGGUCUCUGGAGAUGGACAGUCCGUCUCAGCCCGUCAACAACCACCAUGUCCACUCCCACAGCAGCUCAGAGAAGAGGAAGUACAGCGCCCCGACCCACCACACCACCGAACACGUUCCAGAGAAGAAGUUCAAGUCUGAAGCUCUGCUGUCCACACUCACAUCGGACGCCUCCAAGGAGAACACACCAGGUUGCCGUGCCAACAGCACAUCCUCGUCCACCAACAGCGUCUACAGCGUGAACCCGUCCCAGCCGCUGGCGUCCUACAGUCUGUCCUCGCUACCCGCCGGGCCUGGUGCCGGUGCCGGCGCCAUCACCAUGGCGGCGGCUCAGGCCGUCCAAGCCACAGCUCAGAUGAAGGAGGGCCGACGGACCUCCAGCCUGAAGGCGAGUUACGAGGCGAUCAAGAACAACGACUUCCAGCUGGGUCGGGAGUUCUCUCUGACCCGGGAGAACUCGGGCUACUCUUCAUCGGCGCUGGCCUCCACCCUGACCCAGAACCUGACCCCCAGCGCCGCCUCCGACUCCCGCGGACGCAAGUCCAAGAGCUCCAUCAAGUCUUCCAACCACCAAUCGUCUUCGUCAUCAUCCUCUUCCUCGCUGUCUUCCUGCUCGUCUUCGUCGGCGCUGGCCCAGGAGCUUUCCCAGCAGGCUGCGGUUCUGCCAGAGGCCGACGCCAACAGCCAGGUGGACUGGACCUACGACCCCAACGAGCCGCGCUACUGCAUCUGCAACCAGGUUUCCUAUGGAGAGAUGGUCGGCUGUGACAACACAGAUUGCCCCAUCGAAUGGUUCCACUACGGCUGCGUGGGCCUGACCGAGGCUCCCAAGGGGAAGUGGUUCUGCCCCCAGUGCACGGCCGCCAUGAAGAGGAGGGGCAGCCGUCACAAAUAGACCAAUCACACAGUUUGGACUGUUUCCCAUCAGACUUUGCUCCCUCACUGCAACUAAAAGAACUACAAACUCUACUGGACUACAACUAUGGAGGCCUCUGUGGCUCAAAUGGACAGUUUCUGAAUGUAGUGUGUGUGUGUGUGUGUGUGAGGUAAAUAAACUGAGGAUGUUUUCUA